This is a messenger RNA of Serpula lacrymans var. lacrymans S7.9, 1965 nucleotides long. RefSeq lists its product as uncharacterized. Gene Ontology annotation, cellular component: endoplasmic reticulum; Golgi apparatus. The coding region runs from base 120 to 1550 and encodes 476 amino acids. The record is from RefSeq and is a predicted model, not a curated record. Gene Ontology annotation, molecular function: protein-cysteine S-palmitoyltransferase activity. The transcript is spliced from 10 exons. Gene Ontology annotation, biological process: protein targeting to membrane; peptidyl-L-cysteine S-palmitoylation. NCBI's taxonomy places the organism in Eukaryota, Fungi, Basidiomycota, Agaricomycetes, Boletales, Serpulaceae.
AGUCAACGAAAGUGUUGCACCACAGGAGACCGUCGGCGGUCUGACCUCAAAGCUGACCUGCAUCGUCCUUUCAUUAACGACAACUUCCUUUACGUUCUCUACGACUUUUCUAUUGACAUAUGACACGAGAAGAAAAGACAUGUUGCGGGGUCAUCGAGGAAGCGAGAAUGCAAGCCAGGGAGAAAAACGAGCGGAGAACGCGCCCCCAACCGUGGAUAGUUCGCAAGAUGACCAUCGGUAUCACCCUUGGACUUAUCGCCUACAGUAGCUACGUUUAUAUCGGCAGGUUCGCUGUGUCUAUGAUCAUCCGGGAUCGUGAGGCUUUAGGAGGUCAGCCGAUGGGAAUUGCAUUUCUCAUCAUAUUUUGUUUGCUUUUACUCAUGCUAUUAUGGACAUAUACCAUGGUAGUCAUAACACCACCUGGUUACGCCAAGGAUUUAGUCGAAAAGUCUGAAAGACCGGGUGUAUCUGAUCCGCCAGCACGUCCGUCCUGGAACUCAAACGACCUUCAAGGCACCGCCUACGAACUUACGUCUCCCACUGUCGAUCUUUCUCGACUUGCGUCUCGUGAACCUGUGAGAGCAAGGUCAACAUUAGAUAGCAGAAUACAGAGAGACCAACCAUCACCCACAUCUGGAAACGACGAUAGUCUAGUCUCCCCCGCUACUUCGACAGUUGCUAAACCGGAUCGGUAUUCACAAGGAACGAAUCAUAUUCCGGAGGAGCCGCAUGUCUUGAAUGCGCUGACACCGAUCGUGGCACAAGUACCAUCCACAAGUGCCGUACCCCCAUCCGAAUCUUGUUCUACAGCGAACGAAGGUCUACCACCACGGAUGCUUUCGAGACGGCCACCGUCAACACCGGUUCUGUUAUCGGAAUAUCGAUACUGCUCUAAAGAUGAGCUGAUCAAACCUUUCCGCGCGCACCACUGCCGAGCGUGUGGUACAUGUGUGCUUAAAUAUGAUCAUCACUGCCCGUGGAUUGGUCAUUGCGUAGGCGCCUACAAUCAUAGAUUUUUUGUGAUUUUCUUGAUAUGGGCGGUACUAUUUACGUGUUGGACGUUCUCGACUCUUCUUGGGCUUAACGUUAGGCCAUAUUCAAGAAUGUUGGUUCACGACAUCGACCCACAGCACAUUGUCGUGAUUGCCCUCACUGGUUUCUUUGGCAUAUUCGCCGUCCUUAUGCUGAUAUCACAGAUUAUGUUGAUACGGCUGAACCAAACGACUGUAGAGUCUAUCGGUUUCAGAUUGAUGAGAGAGCGCGAAGCGGGGACUCUAGCAUAUAUGUAUUCGUGGUACGAUUUCGGCGCCAGACGGCGGACACUCAAAAAAUGGGAUCAGGAAUGGGGGCAAAUUGGGACAGAGGGAAAUUUAUGGUGGUUGGGUAGUAGCGAUGCCAACUGGGAAGCUGUCAUGGGGAAAAACAUGUGGUGGUGGUUCUUACCGAUUGGACACCGACUCGACGACGGAUUGAGUUAUCCAACGAACCCACGCUUCGACAGUCAGGGCAGGUGGAGACGAAGAAAGGAAUGGCCAUCUGAUUUACGCUAACGAUUCUGUUUGUAUGAGCAUCUCACCACUUACGUUCGUAUUCACAAGGUUAUCUAACCGUCGGCCCAAUUGUUGGGUACAGUGGCCGGGUUCUCGUGGAAACUUACACCCAUAUACUACUGGUUUGUGCUUUAGUUAUAGUAUUCAUUGUAUUUUCAUCUACGCAACAGGAUAUCCGAUCACCUUUUGACGAAGCCCAAGGCCUUGUGAGGUUGCCAUAUAGAUAUUUUACAUAAAGAUUAGUGGCAGCGAAGAGGAUGGAGUUGCCGGGAGGAUCUAUUGGGGAUACGUAGGUGCAUGGAUAAGUUGGUCACUUGGUAUCAAUGCUGUAACAUAGCAGUAAGAUUACACGGGGAUGACUGAAUGCCGCUUGACCAAGGGCGCUAGAGCGAAUAUGCCAUCGGGAUGCUCUCCA